Thyridium curvatum is the source of this 954-nucleotide messenger RNA. RefSeq lists its product as uncharacterized. The transcript is spliced from 3 exons. The coding region runs from base 1 to 954 and encodes 317 amino acids. The record is from RefSeq and is a predicted model, not a curated record. Gene Ontology annotation, molecular function: oxidoreductase activity. NCBI's taxonomy places the organism in Eukaryota, Fungi, Ascomycota, Sordariomycetes, Thyridiales, Thyridiaceae.
AUGAUCUACGACUGCCUCAUCAUUGGGGGCGGACCGGCAGGCCUAGCCGUAGCCCUGAACUUGGCUCGACUACUGCAUACGGCAGCUGUCUUUGAUUCGCAGGUUUACCGCAAUGACGGAGCGGCACUAAUCCACAACGUGCUUGGGUUCGACCACUUAGAUGCCAGGGCAUUCCGGUCCAAAGCCAAGAGCGACAUUGCGAAAUACAACACGAUCGACUUCAAAGACGUCUGUAUCACUACAGCUCGAAAGCUGAAGUCAGGGCUGUUCGAAGUGAAAGAUGACCGGGGUCAAGUUUAUACUGGCAGAAAACUGGUCCUCUGCAUUGGAGUUCGCGAUGUCAUGUUUGACAUUCCUGGCUUUGACGAAUGCUGGGCGAAAGGAAUUUAUAAUUGUCUUUUCUGCCAUGCUUUCGAGUCUCGAGGAGCUGCCUCGGUGGGAGUCAUUGCUAUGGGGCCUUGCACAGAUCCUGCGAUGGCGUUACAUGUUGGGCGCAUGGCUCUGCAAUUUGGAAAGAAGCUCACCCUGUACACAAACGGGCGCGAUGACAUCGCCCAGGAUAUUCUUGCCCAUGUGGCCUCUGACAAGGAUAUAGAGGUCGACUUGCGACAGAUUAGCCAGCUGCGCAUGACAUCUGCCGACAAGUCUGCUGUCACGGUCACGUUUUCCGAUGAUACCGAGAGAACAGAGGGCUUUUUUGUCAGCUCGAACACGGUUGAGAUCAAUGGAUGCUUCGUCCAGCAGCUGGGCCUGGAGCUUUGCCCCUCGGGGGAGAUAAGGACCCGUCCGCCGCUCCUUGAGACCAGCGUUCCUGGUGUGUUUGCCGCCGGGGAUUGCGCAACGACUCUUCGGGCUAUACCUCAAGCUGCAGCACACGGGGCCCUCGUUGCCGUAGCCAUUGCGCAUCAACUUCAGGCUGAGAAAAGAGCCCGAAGUAACGGAGAAGAAAUUUGA